CUCCCUCCCUCUCCGAAGAGCCCCUUCUUCGACCUUCUAGGCGGGAAAAUUUUCAAAGACCUACUCUCUCUCUCUCUCUCUCUCUCUCUCUCUCUCUCUCUGUAGAGUUGUGGUGGUUCAAAUUUAGGGUUUCGUGCGAAAUGGAAGGAAGCGAGAGCGAGACGAUGUUCGAAUCGCUGAAUCUCAAGCCCCAGCUUUUCAUCAAUGAAGUCCUCAACAGCGUCGACGAUUUGCUCGACGAAGCUCUCCUCUUUUAUCACCAACAAGCAUCAAAUCUUUUGAGAACCGAGGGCUCGGACAGGGCCCAAGAUCUGGGCAAGGGUGUUGCCUACUUACACAAUAUGAUUCAAUCAGUUCUGGAUAAGCAUCUUGGUAUGUGGGAGAAGUAUUGCCUCCGCCACUGUUUUAGCAUUCCCCAAGGAUUAUCUUUUCCCAAAGAUAACACCUCUGCUGCUGACAUUCCUUCGUCUCACGAUCCAAUUGUUGAUCUCAAGCUUCAAGAGCAGUUGGACUCAUUGAGAAACAGACUAGUUGCGGUUAUAAAGGAGUCUGCUGAGCUGAAUCAAGAACUACAAGUACUCGAAAGGCAGACUGUCUCAACCGACCAGUUUUCUAAGGUUGUUACUGAAGCACUGGAAUCCACCAGUCAAAGCUCUCUGCGCGACACAUUCCAAGAUAUGAUGAGAACUGCAGAUGAACUGCGGUGUAAAAUAGCAAAGUUCAAGACCAGAAGGAUGGACGAGACAGAGCACUUCAAGAAAAUGAGAUUAGACCAUCAAAAGAACAAUCUCUCUAUGGUAGAUCGUAGUACUGGCCUCUGCAGUGCAAAGCUGGAAGAUCUUCAACAUUUUUUGACCGAUUUGAAGAAAAUGUGAAUUUUGAUGAUCUUUGCAGUUUAUAAGUUCUUAUAAUUGCAGAAUGGCUCGUGUGUCUGAAAACAAACUAUAUCGACCAGGGUUUUGUCUAAAAACAAGGGCGGUCUUCUUAGGCUUUCUCUGACUAGUGUGAAGGAGGCUUUACCUCCGGAGAGCGUC
This is a messenger RNA of Rhodamnia argentea, 1034 nucleotides long. RefSeq names its product protein MIS12 homolog. Gene Ontology annotation, cellular component: nucleus; chromosome, centromeric region. The coding region runs from base 141 to 875 and encodes 244 amino acids. The transcript is spliced from 7 exons. Gene Ontology annotation, biological process: kinetochore assembly; protein localization to kinetochore; mitotic cell cycle. NCBI's taxonomy places the organism in Eukaryota, Viridiplantae, Streptophyta, Magnoliopsida, Myrtales, Myrtaceae. The record is from RefSeq and is a predicted model, not a curated record.